GCUAAGGAAAGAAGGUUAAUAACUACCCCGAGCGCUCGGAGAUCAUCUUACCUGGUGUGAUCGUGCUCGAUUCUGCUCCAGGAUGCGACUUUAUGGAAUAAUUUGUUCACUUUUACUGGUUUUUGGAAGCAUCCUAGCACAGGUGACCCCCAAAAGCACUUUUUACCUGCUUGCUGUGACAUCCCAGACUGUAGGGGGAACAACUGAGACACUAUGUGUUACAGUCAAGCCCUUUGGACCUGUUUCAAUGGAGGUGACCCUGGAGUAUAACCAAAAGAGUGUCCCAAUUCUAAAGGAAACCUUCAUAAGAAAAGAAUACCAUCGAUGUGCCCGAUUCCAGGUUCCUGUCGUACACACACAAUCCAUAGCAUCUAUCAGUAUUCAGAUUAAAGGGAUCAAAACCCUCCUGAACGAGGCAAAAACGAUCCUCAUCACACCUCCAACACAACUGACCCUCAUUCAGACGGACAAACCCAUCUAUAAACCAGGACAAACAGUGAAGUUCCGCAUCGUCUCCCUGGACACCAAUUUCCUCACCUACAAUCAGAGGUUUCCGACAAUAGAAGUGCAGGAUCCGAACUCAAACCGUAUCGGUCAGUGGCUGGAUGUCGCCACCUCCAGCGGUCUGGUGGAUUUGUCGUAUCCCUUAAACUCUGAGGCCACUAAAGGAGUUUAUGUCAUCACCGUCUGGGACGAGAAGAACAUAGCCGUCACUCAAUCCUUUGAAGUCAAAGACUACGUUUUGCCUACAUUUGAGGUAACGGUCCAGCUUCCUUCAGUCAUUAGCAUCUUGGACACGUACGCCGUACUGAAAGUUUGUGCAAAAUACACAUAUGGGAAGCCGGUGAGUGGGACGGUGAAGGCCACCGUCUGCCAUAACAGUUACAAAUACUGGUGGCUCCCGUAUGGUAUCCCAGUAGUACCCGACAUCUGUAAGACAUAUAAACUGAAGACUGACAAGAUGGGCUGUGGAACACGCGUCUUAAACCUGAAAGAAUUCGCAUUGAACGAUUCACGCUAUGAAGGUUUAAUGACUGCUCAGUGUGAAGUGGAAGAACAAGGAACUGGUGUGAUAAUGACAGCAGAAUUGAGCAGCUCUCCUAUCACGACUCAUAUGGUCACGCUUUCAUUUGAGGAUACGCCAACGAUCUUUAAGCUUGGAAUGGCAUUUGAGGGAAAGGUAAAAGUGACCGGCCCAAAGUCCAGUCCUUUAAGAAGGAAAGUAGUGUAUUUGACAAUAAGGUAUGCUAAUAAAAAUUCAAUCAAGAAGCUGGUUACCAAUAAUGAAGGGAUCGCUCAUUUUUCCCUGGACACUGAACAGUGGGGUCCAGAUCCAGUCACUGUAGAGGCCCAGUAUGAAAUGACUAAAAGACCAGUUGUGUAUAUUGAAAAUCAGCUCACACCGUACUACCCCACAGCCUACCUCUGGCUUCAGCCUUUCUACUCCAAAAGUCAGAGUUAUAUUAAAUUGAAGAGCAGCUCGGUGCCUUUCAGCUGCAACAAAAACGGCAUCAUCAGGGCUCAUUACCUGAUACACCAAAACAUUCUCCCAUUGCAGAAGCAAUCCUUAACCUUCUUCUACAUGGUGAUGAAUAAAGGACAAUUGGUUCAACAAGGAAGUUUUCAACACCGCAUGUACCAUGGAGAAGUGCACAAAGGCGAGCUGGUGGUGACGCUGCAGAAGAUGCUAAAGGUGUCUCCGGUUGCUCAGGUCGUUCUGUACACCAUCCUUUCCAGUGGUGAGGCUGUAGCAGACAGCAUGAACUACCCCAUUCAGCUGUGUUUGGCAAACAAGGUGUCUCUCAACUUUUCACCUUCUACGGAGCUUCCUGGUGACCAGGCAUCACUGAUGCUGAAAGCUGCUCCAGGGUCCCUGUGUUCAGUAAAGGCGAUAGAUCAGAGUCUUCUGCUGCUGCAACCAGAGAAGGAGCUCAGCAUCCAAUCUGUGUUCAACAUGCUGCCUGUACAAACAUUAUCAGGAUAUCAGUACAUGGUCAAUGAAGAUGAUUGGAAGCCAUGCUGGAGAAAACCAAUCUGGGACAUCAUAGUUCCACGAAUACCAAGACCGAUUGCUUAUUUUCCAAACUUUGGAAAGGUGGAUGUCUAUAACACCUUCAAAGAUAUUGGACUCAAGAUCCUGACUAAUACAAAAAUAAAGAAACCUUCAGAAUGUUUUAAUGAAAUGACUUUUACGUCUGCCCCAUUCACAGUACCUGCAAGCAUGGAAGCACUCAUUCCAGCCGCAGAACCCAUUGCAGGUGUUGCUCUCAAUCAAGGCUCAAGCAACCAACCGGUCGUUACGAUCCGCAAAUAUUUCCCAGAGACGUGGAUUUGGGAUCUCGUUCCAGUCAGUCAGUCUGGAGUGACAGCCAUUAAUAAAACGGUCCCAGACUCCAUCACUACAUGGCAGGCUGAUGCAUUUUGUACAUCACCUGUGGGGUUUGGAGUCGCCCCGAAAACUGAGCUUAUUGCCUUCCAGCCUUUCUUUGUGAGCCUCACCAUGCCCAGCUCUGUCAUCCGAGGAGAAGUGUUCACACUCAAAGCCACCGUCUUCAACUACCUCCAAAGCUGUAUGGUGGUGAAGGUGACUUUAGCCAGGUCGAAGCAGUUUAAAGCACAACAGUGCAUCGACUGCAGUUAUACAAAAUGUCUGUGUGCUGAUGAGAGCUGGACCUUCUCCUGGACCAUCACACCACAUGUUCUGGGUGAGAUAAGAUUCAAUGUGACAGCGGAGGCCGAGCAGUCGAUGAAACUGUGUGGGAACAAAGCAGUUAUUGUCCCAGAGAAAGGACGCAUCGAUACUGUCAUUAAAACACUGCUAGUGCUGGCUGAAGGAACCAUACAGUAUAAAAGCUUCAAUGAACUUCUCUGUCCAUCAGACAAUGUUAUAGAGAAGACAGUCUCAGUAACCCUGCCUGAGGUAUUCGUGGAAGGUUCGGAGAUAGCCUCAGUUUCUGUGAUCGGAGAUCUGAUGGGCCGAGCUCUACAGAACCUGGCGAGUCUCCUGAGGAUGCCGUACGGCUGCGGAGAGCAGAACAUGCUGCUCUUCGCUCCCAACAUCUUCAUCCUGCAGUACCUGGAGAGCACCAACCAACUCACUCCUGAGAUCAUGAGCACAGCUCAGACCUACCUCAUCGGCGGAUACCAGAGAGAGCUGACCUACAAACACACUGAUGGAUCUUACAGCGCUUUUGGGAUGAGCGACGCAUCAGGAAACACAUGGCUGACGGCGUUCGUGAUGAAGUCUUUCGGAAAUGCGAAGAGGUACAUCUUCAUAGAUCAGGUGUUUGUGGACCAGGCGAAGUCCUGGCUCGGUCAACAGCAGCAGGCUAACGGAUGCUUUGCCUCAGUGGGACAACUCUUCCAUCUGGACAUGAAGGGAGGAGUGAAUGAUGACGUGACCCUCUCGGCGUACAUCACGGCCGCGAUGCUGGAACUCAAUUACACAGUAACAGAUCCUGUGGUGAAUAACGGUCUUACAUGCCUGAGGAACGCGUACACUGAGGUGAACUCCACCUACGCCAAGGCUCUCCUCUUCUACACCUUCACCCUGGCUGGAGAUCAGGGGAUGAGGAACACACUCAUCUCAGACCUGGAUGCAGAAGCCGUAGUCUCAGGUGGUGGACGUCACUGGAGCAGAGUGAUUGAUGGGUCAUUGACGGACUCUUUGGAAGUAGAGAUGACCUCGUAUGUGCUUCUGGCUCUGAUGUGUGGACCUGAGCUGCCCGGGUUUGGUCUGGGUUACAGCAUCAGUAUCGUCCACUGGCUUUCACAGCAGCAGAACUCCUUCGGAGGCUUCGCAUCUACACAGGACACUGUCGUGGCUCUUCAGGCUCUGGCAAAAUACAGCUACGUCACCUACAGUCCAGAAGGAUCUGUAAAUAUUACUAUAACAUCACCAUCAGGGCUUAUUAACACGUUCACCAUCAAUCAGAGUAACAGACUGCUGUAUCAGGAGAGUGAGCUGCAGGAGGUUCCUGGUGAUUAUAACGUUAAAGCAGAAGGGAAAGGCUGUGUGUACGUGCAGUUUAAUUUGCGCUACAACAUCCCUCCUCCUCCUGAUGACUCGACAUUCAGCAUCUCGGCUUCAGCGAAAGGAAACUGCAAAGUCCCAACUACAUCUCUGAAUGUGACUAUUAAUGUCAUGUAUAAUGGUCAACGUUUGGAGACCAACAUGGUGGUCAUCAAAGUCAAGCCUCUUUCUGGAUUCAGUGCGGACGCGACGUCGGUGCAGCUUGUGAACGGCAAUUCAAACUCGACUGGCGGUGCCGUGAAACGUGUGGAUCAAACUGAGGGCAACUUAAUCAUCUACCUGAAUGGAUUGCUAUAUGGACAGGAGAAGGUCUACACCCUGACGAUCGUGCAGGACGUUUCAGUGAUGAACCUGAAACCAGCUGUUGUGAACGUUUAUGACUAUUACGAGACCGGUGAGAGAGCUGCAACUGAGUACACGUCUCCAUGUGCAGUUCAGUGAGAGUUUGUUCAUGAUCUACACAAGAUUCCAGCUUGAGCUUCUUCACAUUUUAGUUAUCAUCAUAUCGAAAACUUUCUGUUUCUCAAAAGCUCAAUAACUAAUUAAUAGUGUGUUGAUUUUUUUGUCUCUUCUCAUCAUUAUGCUAAACUUUAAUAAUCAAGAUUUAUAGAUUUAUAAGAGAGAGCGUAUGAGUUUAUAUGAAAAACCUUAAUAAUCAACAUGAGCCAGAUCAGUAUAAUAAUAAUCACAUGGAGUAAAUGUGCUAAUAAACUCGACUCGAUUCAUUCGACUUUUCAGAUCAAAUAGCAAUCUGUAAUUCUUGUGUAUUGUUUGUAAAUUCAUUUUUAGACGCUGUGUAUCUUCUACAGAUUAUUUUACAACUGAAAACUUUAUUCCUCUCAUUUUUCUCUGAUCUAAAUUUGAAUUAUGCCUUAAAUAAAAAAGAUCAAAAAAGAAAAAUAUAUUUCUUUAAUAUAUGCCAAUAAAUUUUUCAUCUGCACUUAUCA
Molecule: messenger RNA, 4980 nt
Organism: Tachysurus vachellii
Lineage: Eukaryota; Metazoa; Chordata; Actinopteri; Siluriformes; Bagridae
Product: alpha-2-macroglobulin-like protein 1
Exons: 35
Coding region: 83-4474 (1463 amino acids)
Cellular component (GO): extracellular region
Molecular function (GO): endopeptidase inhibitor activity
Source: RefSeq, a predicted model, not a curated record